This is a messenger RNA of Caenorhabditis briggsae, 504 nucleotides long. NCBI's taxonomy places the organism in Eukaryota, Metazoa, Nematoda, Chromadorea, Rhabditida, Rhabditidae. The record is from RefSeq and is a predicted model, not a curated record. The coding region runs from base 1 to 504 and encodes 167 amino acids. The transcript has a single exon.
AUGGUUCCACGUGAAGAUGCUGUUCAACCAUUUGAGACCUUCUUGAGAAGAUUCAGAAGAGGAUAUGAUUCUGGAGUUGCUGGAUCAGCUGGAUCUGCUGAUGGAAAGUGCAACUGUGGACCACAACCAAAGAACUGUCCAGCCGGACCACCGGGACCACCAGGAAAUCCAGGAACACCAGGAGAUGACGGACCAAUUGGAAGAGCUGGAAAUCCAGGAAGAGAUUCAACUGAAGGAGAUCGUAUGGCUGAUUUCAACAAGGAUGUCAAGUGCCCAGCUGGACCACCACUCCUUCUUAUAUGUAACCGAGAAGAGCAUUUUAAAAACUUGACAGGGAAAAAAAGAGAACCGGAAUACCGUAUUUCUGGCAGAUCAAAUGAUGGAUUGGAUUGCCAAACUGAGAGGCUAUUACCGAAAAAUAAACUAAAAUUGAUGAACUUGAAAAGUAAAAUUUUGAGACAAUCAUUUUUUAUGUCCCCCACCUUUAAUCAAAUAAAAUUUUGA